Molecule: messenger RNA, 4956 nt
Organism: Podospora pseudopauciseta
Lineage: Eukaryota; Fungi; Ascomycota; Sordariomycetes; Sordariales; Podosporaceae
Exons: 1
Coding region: 1-4956 (1651 amino acids)
Biological process (GO): transmembrane transport; lipid transport
Cellular component (GO): intracellular membrane-bounded organelle; membrane
Molecular function (GO): ABC-type transporter activity; ATP hydrolysis activity; lipid carrier activity
Source: RefSeq, a predicted model, not a curated record
AUGGCGCUCCUCCGCCAAACCUGGACCCUCACCCGCAAAAACUGGCUCAUCCUCCUCGGCCGCCAUCCGUUGGCUACCGUCGUCCAGGCGUUUGUUCUCCCCAUCAUUUUGGUGUCCUUCCUCUCGUUCGCACGGAAUUUAUUCGUCCCCAGCGCAGUCUUUGGCAUCUCCCCUGCGCGCCCGAUCCGAUCUUUCCAGAAUGCUCUCGAGGCCUCGACGGGGAGGCCGAAUGUUAUUUUUGUUAAUAACGGCCACACGGGGGGAGAAAUUGAGCGUGUGAUUGAUGAGCUGGCUGGGGUUGCUAAACGAGCGGGGAAGAAUAUUACCAUUUUGGAGAGGGACGAAGAUGUCGACGGGAUAUGCCGGAGCAGUUUGAGGGGCGUGACGGAGUGUUUCGCGGCUGUGAGCUUCAAGGGGAGUCCGGAGGAGGGGGAUGGGAACGGGCUGUGGAAUUACACCAUCAGUCUCGACAGUGCGCUGGGGCAAUUUAGGAUCAAUGCUGAGAGUGAUAGGAAUGAUGGGCAGAUUUACAUGCUGCCGCUUCAGCGGGCGGUGGAUGAGGUUAUUUCUAGGGGGAACUCUGGUCGGGGGAAUGAGUUGCCUGAGGAUGUGGAGGAGUAUCAGUUUACCAGCCAGACGACGGAGGAGAGGGCGGAGAGGAUUAGGGUGUUUUACCAGAGCGCGAUUAUCAACUUUUUGGGGGUGACGUUUAUUGCUGCGUUGAUCGGGGUGGUGUAUCAGAUGACGGGUUUUAUUGCGACGGAGAGGGAGACGGGGAUGAGUACGCUUGUGGAGGCGAUGAUGGCUACCCCCAGAAGGUGGCAGGCGCAGGCGGCGAGGAUCUUCUCGUACCAUAUUGCGUUUUCGCUGCUGUAUUUGCCGGGGUGGGUCAUCAGUUGUAUCAUUUUAGGGAGGGGGGUGUUUAGCAACACGAGCAUUUUGGUUGUGUUGUUCUUCUUCAUCCUGUCGGGGUUGGCACUGGCGUCGUUUUCGGUGCUGGGGGCGAGUUUCUUCAAGAAGUCGCAGUUGAGCGGAGUGUCGGUGACGAUUAUGGCGAUUUUGCUGGCAGUUAUUGCUCAGGUUAUCACCAGGCCGGGGACGGGGCCGGUGGUUGCCUUGAGCUUGCUGUUUGCGCCUUGCAACUUUACUUACUUUAUCACGCUGAUGGCGAGGUUUCAGGAGAAGCAGAUUUCGACGGAUUUGUUGAAGACGGCGCCGGAUAGUCCCUGGAAUGUUCCCGGUAUUGUGCUGUUUAUCUUUCUCGCGGUUCAGAUCAUCGUUUACCCUUUUCUGGGCGCCAUGGUGGAAAGAUGGCUUCAUGGUACCUCUUCGAGUGGGAGGAACAUCGUCAUUGGAGACAAGAACAGGGGCGAUCUCGGUCCCGACUGCGCGGUUCAGCUGGAAGAGUUCACCAAGGUCUACAACCCCGGCCCUCUGCGACGCCUGUUCUCGUUCAUCUCCAAGCCCAAGCCGCCAGUCGUCGCAGUCAACAAGCUCUCCCUCUCGGUCAGUCGCGGCCAGAUCGUCGCCCUUCUCGGCGCCAACGGCAGUGGCAAGUCUACAACUCUCGACACCAUCGCUGGUAUCAACAAGGCCACCAGCGGAAAGAUCACCAUUGACGGCACCGGCGGUCUCGGUAUCGCUCCUCAGAAGAACGUGCUCUGGGACGAGCUCACUGUUGAGGAACACAUCCGCAUCUUCAACCGGCUCAAGUCGCCCAAGAACCACGCCUCAAAGGAAGAAAUUCGCCAGCUUGUCAUCGGAGUCGAUCUCGAACAAAAGAUCAAGGCCCAGUCAAAAACUCUGUCCGGUGGUCAGAAACGCAAGUUGCAACUCGGAAUGAUGCUUACUGGUGGCAGCGCCGUCUGCUGCGUGGAUGAAGUCUCUUCCGGUUUGGACCCUCUGUCUCGCAGGAAAAUAUGGGAUAUUCUCCUUGCCGAGCGUGGAAGGCGCACCAUGAUUCUGACGACGCACUUCUUGGAUGAAGCUGAUUUGCUGGCUGAUUACAUCGCUGUCAUGUCCAAGGGCAACCUCCGCGCAAGUGGCACAUCGGUUGAGCUCAAGGAUCGCAAGGGUGGCGGCUACAGGAUUCAUAUCAACAACAACAAGCUCAUCCCGCUGCUUCCGGAGGUGGAGGGUGUUACCAAGAAGGCCACCCAGGAAGAGGCGGCUUAUGUCGCGGCUACUUCGGCUUUGGCGGCCAAGACGAUCAAGGAGCUCGAAGCGGCAGGGAUUACGGAUUAUCGGUUUUCUGGGCCCACGAUUGAGGAUGUGUUUUUGCAGCUUGCGGAGGAGGUUCAGGCUGAGGGCGGUGGGGUGCCGAUUGAGAAUAGGGGUGUCUUGAGCUCGACGGAAGAUGAGAAGUCGGAGACUGUGCCGGUUGGUGAUGUCAAGACACCUGUGAAGGGUAACGGGCUGGAGUUGAUGGAUGGGAAGCCGAUUGGGUUCUUGAAGCAGACUUGGGUGUUGUUUUUGAAGAGGUGCACGGUUUUCAAAGGGAAUUGGUUCCCUUCGAUUGCUGCUUUUAUCAUUCCGGUUGCUGCGGCUGGGUUAGUUAUGUUGUUUGUGAAGGGUCAAGAGCCUGCUGGGUGCAGCGCGGACGAGCUGUCGUCUCGCCAGGAGGCUGUGAAUAUCUUUGGCAGUGACUUUGACUUUUGGAUGGUUGCUGGGCCUUCGGACAAGUUCUCGCAGUCUACGUUGAUCAAUCUGUUGGCCCCAAUCUUCAUGGCGUCACAGGGCUUGGAAGGUAAUGGCAGCACUGGAAGCAGCGAUGGUAUCAUUGUCAAGAGACAAAACAACCCGAUGGAUCUUUUCAACAACAUUACCUUGGUUGACACUCUUGAUGAGUUCAACAAUGCGGUGCUUCAGUUCCGCAAGAAUAUCACGCCUACCGCUAUCUGGCUUGGUGACGACAACACUCCUCCAACUCUCGCGUACAAGGGUAACGGUCCUGAGGUGAUCAACGCCUGGUUUGGCCAAUGGAUCAUGAACAUGCUCCUGACCAACUCGAGCAUUGCCUCUUCCUACACCGUCUUCGACCGCCCUUUCACUCCCAGCACCGGAAACUCUCUUCAGGUCUUGGUGUAUGUCGGCUUGGCUUUAUGCGCCUACCCUGGCUUCUUUGCCCUUUAUCCGAAUCUUGAGAGACGAAGAAACGUCCGCGGCCUUCAGUACUCCAACGGUGUUAGACCUCUUCCCUUGUGGCUCGCCUACACCGGUUUCGACUUUAUCAUCGUCAUCGCUGGCGCCGUCCUGAGCAUCAUCUUGUGGGCAGCUCUCGCCAAUAGCCUUUGGUAUCACCUUGGCUAUGUGUUCCUGAUCUUCGUUCUGUAUGGUCUGGCUUCGAUUCUGUUGGCAUACAAUAUCUCGCUCUUCAGCGCCAACCAGCUGUCAGCCUACGCCUUUACCGCCGCUGGCCAGCUCGUGAUGUUCAUUGUCUACCUGUUUGGUUACAUGUCGGUUAUCACUUAUGCACCGGUUCAACAGGUCGACAAGCUGUUGAUCAUUGUCCACUUUGCUCUGGCAGUAUUGGCACCGAUCAUAUCGCUCACUCGUGCGCUGUUCCUCGCCAUGAACCUGUUCUCUACAGCCUGCGAUGGUGAUGCCCUGGCCUCUUACCCCGGCGGUAUCCUUCAAUACGGCGGUCCUAUCCUCUACCUCGUCAUCCAGAUUAUUGUCCUCUUCCUCAUCCUCGUCUGGGCAGACGGUGGCAGCGCUGGGUUCAGCCUCCGCAAGCUCCUCUUCCGUUCCAAGCCCAAGGCCGCCAACCCCGAUGAAGCAGCCGCCAUGUCGGAUGAAGAAGUCGCCAACGAACUCGUCCGUGUCAAGUCCUCGGCCACCGGUGGUAACACCAAGAUCACCGACGGCCUCCGUGUCAUCAACCUCACCAAGUCCUUCGGCUCCAACACCGCGGUCGACAAUGUCACCUUUGGUGUCCCCCACGGCGAAGUCUUUGCUCUCCUUGGCCCCAACGGAGCAGGUAAAUCCACCACCAUCUCCGUCAUCCGCGGUGACAUCAAACCCUCCGGCGGUGCUUCCGGCGGCGACGUCUUUGUCGAAGACGCCUCGGUAACGCAGCAACUCUCCGCCGCCCGCCGCCACCUCGGCGUCUGCCCUCAAUUCGACGCCAUCGACCAAAUGACGGUAGCCGAGCACCUCCGCUUCUACGCUCGCGUCCGUGGCAUCAGCGACAUCGACGCUCAAGUCUCUGCCGUCAUCGACGCAGUAGGCCUGCAACUCUUCCGCGACCGCCAAGCCCACGCUUUGUCAGGUGGUAACAAGCGCAAGCUGUCUCUUGGUAUUGCUCUCAUGGGUAACCCCUCUGUCAUCCUCCUCGAUGAGCCCUCCUCCGGUCUUGACGCCGCCGCGAAGAGAAUCAUGUGGCGCACCCUUGCUGCCACCGUCCCGGGCCGUUCGAUUUUGUUGACGACCCACUCGAUGGAGGAAGCGGACGCUCUAGCCGGGAGGGCGGGGAUCCUCGCCAAGAGGAUGCUCGCCAUGGGAAGCAUUGAACAUCUCCGGAACAAGUUUGGGGAUCUCAUCCAUGUGCACCUUGUCUGCAAGGGGGCGCCUCACACGCCUGAGUCUCAGAUUCUGAAGAUUAGACAAUGGGUCGUUGAGCAGUUUGGCGAGGGGGCGGAGGUGGAAGAGAAGACAUACCACGGACAGAUGAGGUUCAAGGUUCCCGCCUCGGCGGUUGUGUCCGGAGAGAAGGACCCCAGGACGGGAGGGGAUCUGAGUCAGAACUCGGCCGUGGGGAGGCUGGUGGUGUUGCUGGAGGAGAAUAGGGAUCUGUUGGGGGUGGAGCACUACAGUGUCAGCCCCACGACGCUGGAUCAGGUUUUCUUGACGGUGGUGGGGAGGCAUAAUGUUAGGGAGGAGGGGUAUGAGAAUAAGAAGGUGAAGAAGUGGUGGCAGGUGGGGGGGUGGAGGUGGCCGAAGAUACGAUAUUCUUAG